Molecule: messenger RNA, 2162 nt
Organism: Ricinus communis (castor bean)
Lineage: Eukaryota; Viridiplantae; Streptophyta; Magnoliopsida; Malpighiales; Euphorbiaceae
Product: histone deacetylase 2
Molecular function (GO): histone deacetylase activity
Source: RefSeq, a predicted model, not a curated record
UCAAAAUUUUGAAGCAAGUCUAACUCACUAUGCUAAACUCACAAAUUUAGUGCUCUUAACUAAAGAAAUCUGUCUGUUACAAACUAUGACACUAUGACUUGCCUGAUUGGUUAUGAGCAAUGAUUCUAUUAAAUUCCUCGUCUCUUCUUCUACACACUGGACACUUGUAAGUCCAAAGGUAUCCAUGACGUUCCCAGCCAUAACAAUCACCGCCGAGUGAACUUGGAAACUAUGGUAAGCCAAUACUCUAGUCUAUAUUGUAUUGACAGUCGCCACCAUUAAGCUCUCGCAUCUUCAUCGCUAUAUUCGGUCUCGCCAAAUGUCGUCUUCAACCACCGCCGAUUCUCUUACUCUCCGUCGGAAUCGUAUCAUCUCAAGCAAACUCUAUUUCGACAUCCCUCUCUCUAAGGUUCCGAUAAUUUACUCGCCGGCUUAUGAUAUAUCGUUUCUUGGCAUAGAAAAGCUACAUCCAUUUGAUUCGUCGAAAUGGGGCCGUGUAUGUCGAUUUCUAGUUACGGAGGGUGUUUUGGACAAAAAUAGUAUUGUUGAGCCUCUUGAAGCUUCAAAGGAUGAUCUCCUUGUGGUCCAUUUGGAGUCAUACUUGAGUAGUCUAAGGAGCAGUGCAAAUGUUGCCACAAUAAUUGAGGUUCCUCCAGUUUCUUUAUUUCCUAAUUGUCUUGUGCAGCAGAAAGUUCUUUUCCCAUUUCGCAAACAGGUAGGAGGAACCAUCUUAGCAGCUAAGCUUGCAAAAGAGCGAGGAUGGGCCAUAAAUGUUGGGGGAGGGUUCCAUCACUGUUCUAGCGGAAAGGGAGGCGGAUUUUGUGCUUAUGCAGACAUUUCGCUUUGCAUACAUUUUGCCUUUGUCCGGUUGAGAAUAUCAAGGGUGAUGAUAAUUGACCUUGAUGCGCAUCAAGGGAAUGGUCAUGAAAUGGAUUUUUAUGAUGACAACCGGAUCUAUAUUCUGGAUAUGUACAACCCUGGAAUAUAUCCAUUGGAUUAUGAAGCCAGAAACUAUAUUGAUCAGAAGGUUGAAAUAGCGAGUGGGACCAGAACAGAUGAGUACUUGAGGGAACUAGAUGAAGCGCUUGAGGUUGCUGAUCAAAAGUUUGAUCCUGAGUUGGUGGUCUAUAAUGCUGGCACUGAUAUCCUAGAUGGAGAUCCAUUAGGCAGGCUAAAGAUUAGUCCUGAUGGAAUAACUGCUAGGGAUGAGAAGGUUUUCAGGUUUGCCCGUGAAAAGAAUGCCCCUCUUGUCAUGCUGACAUCAGGUGGUUAUAUGAAGACCAGUGCCAGAGUUAUUGCAGAUUCUAUAGUAAAUCUCUCGAGAAAGUGCUUGAUUGAUCUAAACAGUUCCAGAUUUCACAACUGUGCAGAUGAUCCAAGAAGCCAAAAUGCAAGUAUUGUCUCAGCUGUGAUGAAGCUUUGUCAAAACUUCCUCCCAAGUAUUUCGAUAUACAGUUGCAUAAACUGAAAGGAACGCGAUGGAUGCUUAGUGAGCCAAACACUAUCUACUUUGCCUUGAAAUGUUGGCCCAAUAAGCUGUUAAAUUUGGGAAUUAUGAUGAAACCAUGAUGUUAGAAGAUGAAAAGGACUUUAUGAGGUAUUGAUUUGAGAAGAGGAUAUCAGCCUAGUCCGUCAAGAUUGGAACGGUAAAUUCUUCAUCAGAACUAGAACAGAAGCACAAUGAAUAUAAGGUAGCUGGUGCCUGGUGAGGGGUUGCUAUCAAUGUCGGCAAAACUCAACUCGAGGGUCCUACAGUGGUAUUUGGUUGCAAUUGAGUCAAUGAUGCGCCAGCUUCCAGUGAUGCAUAUGAAAUUAUUGCUACAGUGGUAUGGAUUAGCUCUCUUGCCUUUGGUAAUGGGUAUUAAAAAAUAAAGAUAGUUCCUUCGCAAAAGAAACGAUAAUUUACAAGAUCAAGGCAGAGAAGACUCCCUUUCUCUAUCUCUGUUUGGACUUGAGGUAUUUGCAAAAGGAAGUAAUAUAAAUAAUUCAAGUUAAAAAUAAGAAUAGAACAAAGACAGUUGGUAUGCAAGCCAUAGUAGAAAAUCUUCAAUCUGACAUCGAUCAAGAUCAUAUGAUAGAUCUCAAUUCACCUCUUUAAUUACUACUACUACUACUCUAUAAAUACUUCUCUUGAAUAAAUCCAGAGACUUUUGUCCUGAUGA